UCGCGUAUCGUCACAUACUCACAAACACCUAGCUAUUACUAUUAAUUAGUAUUAUUUAAGUCUAAUCGUUGAAAAACGAAUAAUAAAAGUUAUUAUUUCUAUACUGCAAGUGAUUUGCAUUCAGUCAACAGCAAAACAGACAACAUCUAAGUUUUCAACAACCAACAUAAUUGUAGACGAUCAAUAAUUAUUUUUUUAUCUACGGUCACACCAAAAUUAUAAAUUCUAGUAAUUUGAUAUAGGAAAUUAGAAACUGCGCGUAUUUUUGCAAACUUGAAGUAGUUCUGCAACAGAAAAUUGUUGGCGUUAAUGACUGCAGCGCACUGAAAAAAUUACACAUCGCGAACGUUUCCUGAUGCCAUUUCUAUGUCAAGGACACCGAUGGUGGUCCACAGCUGCCAAAUAUAUUGUCAACAGACUUCAACGUUCAUUGCACGAAUGAUGGAAUACGAGAAAUACCUCCGACCACUUCGGCGUGUAUGAUGGCACACGAUACACAGAAACAUGAUUCCAACUCUACGAACGUGUUGCACAGUUUGGCGGCGGGCGCCAUCGCUGGUGCUUUAGCCAAAAGUACAAUAGCUCCAUUAGAUAGAACUAAAAUCAAUUUUCAAAUAUCUCAAGAACCGUAUUCUGGUAGAGCUGCGUUUAAAUUUUUGGCUGACACUUAUGCAAAAGAUGGUUUUAUAUGGUUAUGGCGUGGAAAUACAGCCACCAUGACCAGAAUCAUCCCAUAUGCAGCCAUCCAAUUUACAGCAUUUGAACAAUGGCGAAAAUUGCUGAAGGUUGAUGCUCUAAACACAAAAAAUAACGGAGGUCUUAAGUUUCUUUCUGGAUCUUUAGCUGGGGUAACAUCACAAACGCUAACUUAUCCUCUAGACUUGGCAAGAGCAAGAAUGGCAGUUUCUACCAAAGAUGAUUAUAAAUCGUUGGGAGAUGUGUUCAAAAAGACUUACAAAGUUGAAGGGAUAAAAGGCUUUUAUCGAGGAUAUGUGCCAACAAUACUAGGAAUUAUACCAUAUGCAGGUACAAGUUUUUUCACAUAUGGCUCGUUAAAGACAUUUAUGAAAGAAGAACAUGGAUAUGAAAAUACGGUUGUGAAUUUAGCAUGUGGUGCAGUGGCAGGUAUGGCUGGUCAAUCAUCAUCAUAUCCUCUAGAUAUUAUUAGACGAAAGAUGCAAACAUCAAUAAUUACAGGAAUAAAUUACACAAACCUCAGAACAACAUUUAUAAUAAUUUACAAAACUGAAGGCAUUAGACAAGGCUUUUUCAAGGGUUUAAGUAUGAAUUGGAUCAAAGGUCCAAUUGCUACCGGAAUUAGUUUUGCUACAUACGACUUUGUAAGGAAAACUUUAAAGAACAUUUGAAGUUAUUAAUAUUAUUUUUCACCAUAAAUGUGCCUAAUUUAUAUAUUAUUUAUAUAUAUAUUUAUAUUGUUACCAUUAGAUUGUAUUGAUUUUAUUUGUUUGAAGCCAUUUUUUGUGUAUGAAUUAUAACCAAUUUUCUAAAAGUAAGUAAUUACUUGCAAUUUUUUAAAUAAUAUAAUAUCUAGUCAAAUAAUUUUAAUUUUGAUAUGCAGCCAUGCAGGUUUGAACAAAAUUUUUUAAUACUACUAAAGUCAUUAUAAAUACUAAACAUUAAAAUAAAAUAUAACAAUAUCAGCAAUAAUUCUUCCUGCUGAUAAUUUUUGUUAUUUUUAAAAAAAUAGUAAUUAUUGUGAUUAUUGUGUUAAUUUUGAAUAAUAAUUAACUACCAUAAAAAAUCUAAUGUUUAACUGGAUUGUACUGUUUGAAACUUAAAAGUGUAUUACUUAUCUGUUAUUUUUGUAGAAAUGUAAUUAUGUUGUUAAUGAUAGGAAGGAAUAAUUCAAAGAACAUAGCUAUUUAAACAUACAUUUAUAUCUGAAAAUAUUU
Molecule: messenger RNA, 1913 nt
Organism: Metopolophium dirhodum (rose-grain aphid)
Lineage: Eukaryota; Metazoa; Arthropoda; Insecta; Hemiptera; Aphididae
Gene: DPCoAC
Product: mitochondrial coenzyme A transporter SLC25A42
Exons: 8
Coding region: 480-1367 (295 amino acids)
Biological process (GO): transmembrane transport
Cellular component (GO): mitochondrial inner membrane
Source: RefSeq, a predicted model, not a curated record